Molecule: messenger RNA, 3484 nt
Organism: Cyclopterus lumpus (lumpfish)
Lineage: Eukaryota; Metazoa; Chordata; Actinopteri; Perciformes; Cyclopteridae
Gene: tnfsf12
Product: TNF superfamily member 12
Exons: 6
Coding region: 638-1378 (246 amino acids)
Biological process (GO): immune response
Cellular component (GO): membrane
Molecular function (GO): tumor necrosis factor receptor binding; receptor ligand activity
Source: RefSeq, a predicted model, not a curated record
ACAUAUUUCCACGGCAUGCCAGUUGAUGACAGGGACUCGAGCCGCGGAGGAAGCCCCUCUGCGCCUCGUAUGCUUUCACCGACGCUCACCUCGUUGGCUUUUACGGCGGAUGCACGCUGGCAUCCCAUCAUCGGGGACUCGCCAAGGGGGGCGCGGAAAGUUCACCUCCAAGUCAGUGCGCGUGCGUGUGUGAGUGAAUUCAUGUGUGCUCAGUCGGUCUGUCUAAUAGAGUGACCCCCCAGCGCGCUGUUUAAAGGGAAGACGAGAGAGCUGAGUCAACGAAUCACAAGGCGCAGGAUGCAACAGUUGAUGUGCGCGAGGAGCACGGCUCUUGUGUUUGGAGGCACGCGGAGGAUGGUGGCUCUGAGAUCGGAUGUUUGGUCGCUUUAAAAAAAAAAAAAAAAAAAAAAUCAUCUGUCAGAUAAAACCCGAGAAUUAAGCAAAGGUGUGCCCGUUCCGACAGCAGUGGGUGUUAGUUGCGGACAGCCCGCGCGCCCGCGCCCGCACGCGCGCGCGCGUCUUUCUCGCCGAAAUGGCCAUUUGGACAGAAACGCAUUUGGAGGGACUUCAUGCUCUGCUGGAAUGAAGUUGAAGUGGAUGGUCUGCGGCGGCGAGUAGCAGUGCAGUCUGCGCCAACAUGCAUCGGAUUCUGCAGCGGAGGCGAGUGCGCAAGCUGCGGGUCGUCUGGGCUUCUCUGGCCCUGGUGGCGCUGUCUCUGGCCGCGUGCAGCGCGCUGUUCACGGCGUGGACUUGGCGACAGACGCGGGACCUGUCCCAGUCCUUUAAGAUCCUGCAGGACCGUAUGGAGCAGGUCAAUACACAGAGGAAGGCCAUUGUUCAGCUCAUUCUGGAGAAGAGAGAGCUGCUGGUGGGACAAAGAGUGAAGAGAGACGGGGGGGUGCUGCGAGGGAGGAAUGGAAAUGGAAAGAAAGCGGCGUCUCAUUUCGAGAUAACCAAAGUCUCCUCUCAGCAAGUGGGAGAGGGUGGCGUCAUUAAGGGUUGGGAGGAGAGGACGUUGAAUAUGAGUAAAGCGGUGAGGUACAACAAGGAACAAGGCACCUUCACCGUGGAGAAAGCGGGCGUCUACUUCCUGUUCUGCCAGGUGUUGUUCAACGAGGAGCAGUCUCAGUAUGUGAAGCUGGAUGUGGUGACCAGCGGCCAGAGGCCUCAGAAGCUGCAGUGCAUGGAGGGUUACGGGACGACUCCCUCCGCCGGGCCGCACCCUUUCCACUUCCUGAAGCCCUGCCAGGUGUCCGGCCUCCUGCGACUGGACAAAGGCACGGAGCUGCAGGCCAUCACGGGCUCGUCCUUCAGACUGCACACCCUGGGCAACCCCUCCGCCUCGCCUCACAUCUUCAGCAUCUUUAAAGUUAACUGAUGAGACUCGUCCGAGAACGACGAAACAAACUUCUCCUUUUCUUCUUCUUUUUUUUUUUUUUAACAUAUUUUGUCGUAUUUUACCCCCCAAAAACAUUUGAUUUGACAGACGGCUCCGACAUUCGUGGAAUCUUUUUUUUUUUUUUUUUGUUUCGCCGUGUGCCGUUUUUUUUGGAACAUAAAAGACACAGACUUUUGGAUUAAAGCCAAGACCCAAAGUGGAUAAAAAUGCCUCGAUCUGCCGAGAGAACAGAUGUGCUGGAAGCUGUGCUGUAGAUAAAGGGCUUCAUAUAAAAAAAAAAAGAGAAAUACCCGGUAUUCAUCUUCGCCUUCGUAUCGUGUAAUAAAAUGUGCGUACACUCCCUUUAUAAGACUGACUGUAAAGCUGUGCAUGCACCUUCCACUUUUAUAUCACCGGUGCCUCAAGAAGCUGAGAGCACGUCUGCAAGCGUCAGAUCUCGACACUAUAAACUCUUGAUUAUUUUAUACAAUGCAGCGUCUGUGUGUGUGUGUGUGUGUGUGUGUGUGUGUGUGUGAGACGUCGGAUGAAUCAAGCAGUUCUCAUUUAUGAUGAUAUUAUUAUCUUUACAACGAGUGUGAAGUCUUUUCUUUCAACACUUUGUAUGUACGUCGCACUAGUUUUUACUUUUUUGAGAUUUUAAAUAACAUGGAUGUGAAUUUGUGCUCUUUUCUAAAGGUCAAAUUUGAUUGUGCGUUAUUUGUAUGUAUAGUAUUAUUGGCUUGCCUUUUGGGGAGUACUUGCAAAGCAUGCAGGUUUAAAUAUAGCCGUCUCUCUUUUCUGCCUUUAUCUGUUCGAUGGCACAAUAACCAUCUCCAAGACAUAUCGUGACUCGUCAGAAAAUAGUUAAUUUACUAGUAAGAGUCAUUCAAUGGUAUUGGAAAAGUUCUCAUGAGUCCAAAUCUAUUGUAAAAGUUGAUAUUAAAUAUUACAGAGAUUUUGUUAUUGGAAAAAAAACAUUGUUUGGGAUCAGAAAAAGACUUAAUAUUGGUGUUAUAAAUACUGUUAAUAUAGACCAAUAAUUUCCUGUCUUGUGAGCAUGAAGGCCGUCCUCUACGUGCUCGUACAUGCUUUUGCGUAUUAGCACUAAACACAAAGUACAGCUGAGGCUAAUGGGAAUGUUAGUGCUGGUUCAGGUAUUAGACCAAAAAUAUAUAUAUAUAUUUCAAUGUUUUUUGCCCUUCAAAAUUGAGUUAGUUUCUUAAAGUCCGAAGUAAAAACAAUGUCUUGACCAAUGCACAGCUCUGAAAGAUCAAACCUGCACCCAUAGGUUUGGGGAAUGACUCUUUGUCUUAUAAAACAUGUUGAUGAACUCACAGACAAUGGAUGGAAGAUUGACCGUUUAAAAAUCCAAAUUAAAUCCAAUAUUCAUCAAAUAUAGCAUCUUAGAGGCCUUGUAGGACCGUCACUUCUUUAUUGUCGGAAAAGAAAUUCCUUCCAUUCUCUCAAAUGCCGCUGCUUUCUGUAAUAUAUCCCGCUACAAUACAAACAGUGUGUGUAUUUCUAGCAGUGGGUUCAGCACUCCCACUCUUGUUUAUAAGUAGUUUUUGUGGACGGACCGCAUUGGUUCCUCCUCAGCACUUUACUGCUGCGAGCGUCGUGUUUUUAAUUGGAGACGAACAUUCACGUUUUUCAAAAAGGAAAAAAUGUCAGAUUUUGAAAUGUAGAUGUUAUAUCCCGUGUGAAUUCCUCAUUGUUUUCCUCUUCGUCCAUUUUGUGUCUCUCACCACCAUCACACCCCCAUGCACCUCAUAUUUCCCUGUCAGCAACCAUCAGACACGGACGCACACACACACACACACACUCCAGCAGCCGUCUACAUUUUCACUUCCUGAAUCUAAACCUGAACCACAUAGCUGAAGGUCUUUCAGAAAAAAGCAUGCACACACACACACACGCGCACGCACACAGUCUUACACACUUCCCUGCCCCGAUUCCUAUUUUUCUAAAUGUCUAAGUGUAUUAUCACAUCGGAAAAUCAUGUGAAGUCUUGUGAAGAAGCUUUCUGUAAAAGGAUGAUUUAUGCAAUCAAUGCCUGGGCGAUCUUUUUCUUCAUGUUGAAUAAACUUCCUACAAAUUUGUUUCUUG